Felis catus (domestic cat) is the source of this 6930-nucleotide messenger RNA. RefSeq names its product inositol 1,4,5-trisphosphate receptor interacting protein (gene ITPRIP). Gene Ontology annotation, cellular component: membrane. Gene Ontology annotation, molecular function: protein kinase inhibitor activity. The record is from RefSeq and is a predicted model, not a curated record. The transcript is spliced from 2 exons. NCBI's taxonomy places the organism in Eukaryota, Metazoa, Chordata, Mammalia, Carnivora, Felidae. Bases 2674 to 5046 code for a protein of 790 amino acids.
UCUCUCUGCCCCGCCCUCUCUCUCUGCCCCUCCCUCUCUCUCUGUUUCUCUCCUUCUCUCAAAAUAAAUAAGCUUUUUAAAAAAAAAAAAUGCAGAGACUUUCAGGUGGCUUAAACUAAAGCCAUGGAAAGUCCCUUCCUCCCCAGUAGUUCAUGCAGGCAGUUGAAGUAUACCCGAGAUCUGGGGAGUGACAGGCAUGGGUAUCAACUAUGUCCUGCCAGAGGGCUGAAUCCCUCAAAGUCAGAGUGUCCAAGGCUAGAAGACAGUAGGCUGACCGCCCACUCCUGGUUCCCUCCUGCUGUGUGACUCACUCAGUUUCUCUGCCUGUUUAAUGGAAACAGUAGCAGCCAGGACCAGAGAACAUACAGAGCACUUUAAGAUCCUCAGAUGGAAGUCCUGGAAAAAGUACCAAGGCCACAAUUUUCAAAUGACUCACUUCCAGGUGAAUGACCUGGUGGGACGCUCACUGCCUGGGAGGGGGCUGCGCUUUGGAGCUAUCCUGGGCUGCUCCUGCUUUCUCCCCCAUGCCAUUCCCCUGCGGUGGAUACAGGAAAGUCUCCUUCCAACCUGCACCAAACCAUAGGGAGGGUGUUGUCAUAAUUUGAGUCCUGCUUGUUGGCACAAAACCAUGUGCUGUUAACAGACUAUUCUCCUGGGAGCCUGUUUCAAUAACCUUAGAAGUAGUCAGGGGACUACUGACUGAAGUUCAUGAAAAGGUCCUUUGUUCACUGAGACUUUGUUCCAGAGGGGCAGGACCACAGCCAGGCGAGCCUGGGCUGGAGAGGAAGAGAAUGAGGGAUCCCUCAGCUCCCCCACUGCGUGCUGCCCCCAAAAUGCCACUUUCUCCCUGACGCCUCCCACCAAAACACACUACCCAGUGCCAGGAGGGCCAUCACCCCCUUUUCCCAAUGCACCGUCCUUUCGGGUGAAUAGUGGUCUCAGACAUCCCAAGUCACACUCCCAGAAUCUCUGGGUGGGAGGAGCUUUGAAAGCUCAUUAAGUCUGAUUCCCUGCUUCAUGCCCAGAUUUCACCUAAACUGUCACCUUCUUUCCCAAAACAGUACAGGAAAGCCCGUAGGUGCACUGUAAUAUUUCACAGAUACCAGGUCACUGAGCAGCACAGCAUCAUGGGAAGACCAGAGGCUUAAGUCAGUCCUGAGUUCAAAUCCCAGCCCCAAUCCUGAGCGAGUGGCCUCACCACUCUGUGCCUCAGUUUCCUUAUCUGUAAAAUGAGGAUAGUGCCUCUUUUGGAAGUUUAUUAUGAAGAUGAUUCACGUCAAGCCUCUUGCACAAUGCUAAAAUGCCAAUAAAUGUUACACAUUGGUCACUAUUUUCUAAAUCCCCCCAUGGGGUGUCAGGGCCAUGGGGCUUGCUUGUCUUUUUUUCCAGAAAGGGAGAACGGCUUGCCACUCUUCAAGGGUUGCUCCUCUGCUACUUCUUACUUAAUUUGCUUUGAACCCUAUAAUCCUCCAUUUAUCUUACAUUUCUAUAAGAGUCUGAAGCAAGGAAGUGGGUGUCAAGGGCAGAGGCAGCUGAGGGUCAGAUAAACGGUUCACUCCUGGGUUGGGUCAUCUUCUCGGUAAACAUCGGUGGUGAGUCAGCCUGCAGUUAGAUGCAGGCCGUCCAGACCUGAGGCCGCUGAGGUCUGUCUCCAGGGCUGCAUCUGCAAAGGGGUUUUGCUCACAUUUCCCAAGGCGCUUAACAACUGUUAGCACUUUGCUAACUUUCUGACUGCAGAGUGCUUCCCAAGGAAAAAAACAAAAACAAAAACAAAAACUUACAAGUUACUUCAUCAGGGAUCUCCCACUCCACUCCCAUUUCAGAUUCCUACUCCUGGGAGUAAACACAGUGAGGGUUUUCCCUGGUCCUGACUUCAUCCAUUCAGCAGGUGUUUGCGGAUGGCCUGCACCUCUCUUUAAUGCCCAGGCAUCAGGGACCAGCAUUGGUUUCUCCUUCUAGGUGCUCAGAAAGAGUGGAGGCGCUGUCUCUAUUGAUGCUGCCAGAUUGGGGUGGCAGUGGGGGGUGAGCUGCAGUCUCCCCAGGGGCCAAGCUUCCUGCUCUCCCUCUGUGGCAGCCUCUGGGGUCUUUCAAAGAAACAGGGAGGUUAGGAGACAACCAGACUAAGUCCCCAGGCUUCUGGAGUGUUGCAGGGAUGUUGACCAACACCCCCCCGCACCGUCCCUAGAGCACUCCCUAAGAUGCAGGACUUAACAAAUCAAAAGAGACAAACCCAUACCAACACCAAGAUAACAACGUCCUUUAUGGAGCACGACCAUGUAUGUGACUACCAUGCCGAGGAAGUACUAUUGUCACCACAAGUGAGAGACUUGAGAUUCAAACCCAGGCCUUCUGAUUCUAGACCUUGGCUCCAUUGCCCCUGUACACUAAGCCUCUACAAAGCGUUAGUCUCUUCUGAACUGAAGAGCCUUGGGCUGUUUCUCUCUGGGUGGCCUCGGGGUGGAGUGUGUCCUGUGAACUUGGCAUUGUCAGUGUCUACUUGCUGCCUGCCCCAGCCUGACCCGCAGGUACCUGCUGUACCUGUUUGGGGACACCUACUACGUGCCAGGCACAGCCCCGGGCAGAAACCAGGGCAGGGCUCAGGCUUCAGUCCAUCCCUGUGGCUGGAUGCCGUUUUGUGUAAUUCACAGGGAAGGGGACUCUGAGCAGUCCUAGAUGAUUCUGGGGGUGAUUUUGCCAACUGUUCCUGGCCUUGUGGUCUCGGCCCUCUGCUUUCCGGGACGGGGAGAACUGGUUGGCCCUGACUGUGGCGGCCCUGGUGGGGGAAGGCAGGCUAACUCUGGCUCUGGUGUUCAGCCCGGGUUCCUGCAGCAGCACAGAGGCCUGCCACAGACUCUUAAGUUUUUUACGACUGGGUUGGCCUCCGUCUUCUCUUUGUGUCUCUUGCUGUUCCCCUUUAUUAAGAUGAAAGGGGUUUUAGAUCUUUGCAGGCACAGAGUGUGUGUGUGUGUGUGUGUGUGUGUGUGUGUGUGUGUGUGUGUACACACAUACGUACAGGAGGCCCAGCGCUCUUCCCUUCCUCCCCACCCCUCUCCCCCUCUCUCCAGCCCAGCUGGGGCCCAGGCAUUGUGUCAGGUACCGCCCAAGCCACAGAGGACCCGGGUGGGAGAACAGCCUGUUCACUGUGUGGGGGCCAGAAUCCCUCAAGCCAGGACGAAAGUUGCAGCCAUGGCUCUGGGGCUCUUCCGGGUGUGUCUGGUGGUGGUGACAGCCAUCAUCAACCACCCGCUGCUGUUCCCGCGGGAGAACGCCACGGUCCCCGAGAACGAGGAGGAGAUCAUCCGCAAGAUGCAGGCACACCAGGAGAAGCUGCAGCUCGAGCAGCUGCGGCUGGAGGAGGAGGUGGCCCGGCAGGCGGCCGAGAAGGAGGCGCUGGAGCGGGUGGCAGAGGAAGGCCAGCAGCAGAACGAGAGCCGCACGGCCUGGGACCUGUGGAGCACCCUGUGCAUGAUCCUCUUCCUGGUGAUCGAGGUGUGGCGGCAGGACCACCAGGACGCGCCUUCACCCGAGUGCCCGGGCGGGGACGAGGACGAGCUGCCCGGCCUGGAGGGUGCCCCGCUCCGGGGCCUCACCCUGCCCAACAAGGGCACGCUCAACCACUUCUAUGAGCGCUGCAUCCGGGGGGCCACAGCCGACGCGGCCCGCACCCGGGAGUUUGUGGAAGGCUUUGUGGAUGACCUGCUGGAGGCCCUGAGGAGCCUCUGCAACCGCGACACGGACAUGGAGGUGGAGGACUUCAUUGGCGUGGACAGCAUGUAUGAGAACUGGCAGGUGGACAGGCCUCUGCUGUGCGACCUCUUCGUGCCCUUCAUGCCCCCCGAGCCCUACCACUUCCACGCAGAGCUCUGCUGCUCCCGCCACCCCGUGCCCUUGGAUCGCCAGGGCUACGGCCAGAUCAAGGUGGUCCGGGCCGACGAGGAUCCCCUGGGCUGCAUCUGCGACAAGACCAAGCUCGGGGAAGACAUGCUGUGUCUCCUCCACGGAAAGAAGAGCCUGGCACGGCCAGGCAGCGAGGUGGAAACCCUGCUGUGUGCCAGAGGCGCCCCAUACCUGGACGCGAUGCAGGUCAUGAAAUGGUUCCAGACGGCCCUCACCAGAGCCUGGCACCGCAUUGCCCACAAAUACGAGUUCGACCUGGCAUUUGGUCAGCUGGACUCCCCUGGGUCCCUCAAGAUCAGGUUCCGCUCAGGGAAGUUCAUGCCCUUCAACCUGAUUCCUGUGAUCCAGUGUGACGACUCGGACCUGUACUUUGUCUCACACCUUCCCAGGGAGCCCUCUGGGGACGCCCCGGCAUCCAGCACCGACUGGCUCCUGUCCUUUGCCGUCUACGAGCGACAGUUCCUCAGGAUGACGUCGAAGGCGCUGCCUGAGGGUGCCUGUCACCUCAGCUGCUUGCAGAUCGCCUCCUUCCUGCUGUCCAAGCAGAGCCGCCUGACUGGCCCCAGUGGGCUCAGCAACUACCACCUCAAGACAGCCCUCCUGCACCUGCUGGUCUCCCGGCGGCCCGCCGACUGGGAGGCCGGGCAGCUCGAUGCUCGCCUGCACGAGCUGCUCCGAUUCCUGGAGAAGAGCCUGCUGGAGAAGAAGCUCCAUCACUUCUUCAUUGGCAACCGCAAGGUGCCCAAUGCCAUGGGACUCCCUGAGGCCGUUCGCAGGGCCGAGCCUCUCAACCUCUUCCGGCCCUUCGUCCUGCAGCGAAGUCUCUACCGGAAGACAGUGGACUCCUUCUAUGAGAUGCUCAAGAACGCCCCAGUGCUCAUUAGCGAGUAUUCCCUACAUAUCCCCUCAGACCAUGCCAGCCUGCCCCAAAAGCUGUUGUCUUGUAAAGUAUCCAGGACCCAGAGGGCCGGGGUGCAGGACGCCCCACAUGUCCACACCUCUGGGGGUGUCUACAGGGCCUGUCCUGGGAAAACAGUGGGCUUUGUUGGGAGCCUCAGCCCGCCAGGGAAUCCAGGCCCUACAGCCCGGAGGAAAGAAUCCCACACUGGAAGCUGGUUUGCUUUCAUGCCAACUGGGGCCUACUGGUGAGGUUACAGUCUGGGUUUGGUGGACACCCUGCAGCUUACUUUUGGAUCACCACAAAUGGCCAAGAGGAUGAUAAAGUACUCCAGGGACACUAAGUUAAAGACAACACAAACAUCGAUUUGAGUGCAGUUUUUACCUCCUAGGUCCAGUCUUUACUUGGAUAUCAAUAGACGAUCUCUAGGAGGGCUGACAGGGUAGCAUGUUAAGACCCUGCACCCUGUUUCCAGUCACUCUUGGCCCCGGCCAUCUGCACCCAAGGCACUAAUAGGGACAGCCAUGGGAAUUUGCAACCUUCUGUCCACAGCCUGCAAAACAGGAAUCUAACUGCAGCUGCCAUUUUUUAAGCUAUUUGGAAAAAAGACCAGGUAGAGAUUUGAGGCCCCAAGAGGCCAGUGUCUCUGUUGCACAGAAGUGGGUACUUGGUGGCAGAGAGAAGUUUAAUGUGGCCGCUUUUUCAGCUACACGUCUCAGGGUGCACCCCCUCACCCUACCUCUUCCCCCAGUGUGCUGAACUCUGUGGGUGCCACACACCGUGCAGGGUACAAGCUCCACGGCCCCUCACCCCUCUGUAUUCUCUCCACAGCCGGUCUCUACGUGGUGGGGGAGGGCAGAUACCGAAGGUGGAAGCUCCAAGAGACACAGGGUGAGCGGGAUAAAGGAUAGCACCUACACCCAGGGUACUCUGGUCUGGUUCGCAGCCUGGCCUCUGAUGCCCGGUUUAGAGAAAGUUGCAGAGCUGAGAAGUGACAGAUGCUGUAGCCCUGAGUUUUCUUCAGCAGGGUCUCGGUCCCAAAGCAGGAGCGCCUGGAGGCCAGGGGAGACCCAGCUCCAUCUGUUGGCCCCAAGACUUGCUCUCUCUAGUGGGGCUCCCUCACUGCACAGAACCCUCUUUUCUGGAAGGGGCCUUGCCAGCCACACAGAUGACCAAGACCCGGAGAGGCUCAGCUGACUGGGAGCACACAGGGACGGUAGUGCAGACCCAGCCCCCAAACCCCAGAGAGGUCACCUCAGUGCAGCCGGGGGCCCCGGUCACUGGGCAGGUGCCAGAGCCUGUGGUGGGCGCUGGCCUGUCUCCAGGCCUGUUUAGGGGGGUUGGGAAGCCACUCCUCCUCCACUUGUGGCUUCACUGGCCCUUUGGGAGUUCCUCUCAUGGCAUUGCCUCAGUAACCCUUACAGCAAGCCGAGGGGGAGGCAAGAAUGAGGGCGCCUGCACCAGCACCUGGGUUCCCCUCCAGGGUUUAAGCCGGCUAUGCCUGCUGAACAGCCUACCCGUUCCACCAGGCUGUCAGGCUCACCAUGAGCUGCAGAGGAUCCUGUCCUGACCCCAGAGGUCCUCUCACCUGGCCCCAGGGGCUCUGGAAGAUGGACAACCGGUUUGCCUGACAGGGUUUACUCGCAGCAGGCUGGGCUGUGAUGGAACACUGAAACCUGUAGGAACCCUUCCGUGUGAGCUGGAGUCAGACUGCACAGACUGGCGGCUGGGGCUGCAGGGAAGGGGCGUGCCCACAUGGUCCCCAACAGUAGCCCCAGGCCCCCCAUUCAGUUGGGACUUGUUUCCAGAGUCGGGUUGAAUUUCCAUAUUUAUUAUUGCCUGUGCCUUGCAUUCCCCCCUCCUUCAUCCGUAUCUUAUUGUGCUUGGAGGAGACCCCACAGCCAGGAACCAGCCUCCAGAAGCCAGGACCAAGCCUGAACCUCCCUUGGCUCCCAGAAGAAAGUUCACUGAAAAAUAACCUUCUGGCCUCUUGUUUAUUCAGAGAUGCCAACUCAGCGGGGAAAUGGGGGUCUUUAUGCAGCAAAGCUGCUUCUGAAGCAGAGAGCAGCAGGGCUCUCGGUGUUUCGUGCUGCCUUAUUUAUAUUAAAGGAAGAAUUAAAUUCUUACAAGAAGUA